Messenger RNA from Carlito syrichta (Philippine tarsier), 6768 nucleotides. It is a transcript of the gene LRP8, whose product is annotated as LDL receptor related protein 8. The record is from RefSeq and is a predicted model, not a curated record. The transcript is spliced from 15 exons. NCBI's taxonomy places the organism in Eukaryota, Metazoa, Chordata, Mammalia, Primates, Tarsiidae. The coding region runs from base 735 to 2108 and encodes 457 amino acids.
AGUCCGCUGACCCAGCUGCCGUCCCCGCAGGGCCGGUCAAGGAGUGCGAAGAGGACCAGUUCCGGUGCCGGAACGAGCGCUGCAUCCCCUCCGUGUGGAGAUGCGACGAGGACGACGACUGCUCGGACAACAGCGACGAGGACGACUGCCCCAAGAAGACCUGUGCGGACAGCGACUUCACCUGCGACAAUGGCCACUGCAUCCCCGAGAGGUGGAAGUGUGAUGGCGAGGAGGAGUGUCCCGACGGCUCCGAUGAGUCUGAGGCCACCUGCACCACACAGGUGUGUCCCGCAGAGAAGCUGAGCUGUGGACCCGCCAGCCACAAGUGUGUGCCUGCCUCGUGGCGCUGUGACGGGGAGAAGGACUGCGAGGGUGGAGCAGAUGAGGCCGGCUGUGCCACCUCGCUGGGUACCUGCCGCAGGGAAGAGUUCCAGUGUGGGGAUGGGACGUGUGUCCUUGCCAUCAAGCGCUGCAACCAGGAGCAGGACUGUCCUGACGGGAGUGAUGAAGCUGGCUGCCUUCAGGGGCUGAACGAGUGUCUGCACAACAAUGGCGGCUGUUCUCACAUCUGCACUGACCUCAAGAUUGGCUUUGAAUGCACGUGCCCAGCGGGCUUCCGGCUCCUGGACCAGAAGACCUGUGGCGCCGGCAAGAGCCCGUCCCUCAUCUUCACCAACCGGCACGAGGUGCGGAGGAUAGACCUGGUGAAGCGGGACUACUCACGCCUUAUCCCCAUGCUCAAGAACGUUGUGGCACUCGAUGUCGAAGUUGCCACCAAUCGCAUCUACUGGUGUGACCUCUCCUACCGUAAGAUCUACAGCGCUUACAUGGACAAGGCCAGUGAGCUGGCAGAGCAGAAGGUCCUCAUUGAUGAGCAGCUGCACUCUCCCGAGGGCCUGGCGGUCGACUGGGUGCACAAGCACAUCUACUGGACCGACUCAGGCAAUAAGACCAUCUCAGUGGCCACAGUGGACGGAAGCCGCCGAUGUACUCUCUUCAGCCAUAACCUCAGUGAACCCCGGGCCAUCGCUGUUGACCCCCUGCGAGGGUUCAUGUAUUGGUCUGACUGGGGGUACCAGGCCAAGAUUGAGAAGUCUGGGCUCAACGGUGUGGCGCGGCGAACACUGGUGUCAGACAAUAUUGAAUGGCCCAACGGAAUCACCCUAGAUUUGCUGAACCAGCGCUUGUACUGGGUAGACUCCAAGCUGCACCAGCUGUCCAGCAUUGACUUCAGUGGAGGCAACAGAAAGAUCCUGAUUUCCUCCACCGACUUCCUGAGCCACCCUUUUGGCAUAGCUGUAUUUGAGGACAAGGUGUUCUGGACAGACCUGGAGAAUGAGGCCAUUUUCAGUGCAAAUCGGCUCAACGGCCUGGAAAUCUCCAUCCUGGCUGAGAACCUCAAUAACCCACAUGACAUUGUCAUCUUCCAUGAGCUCAAACAGCCAAGAGCUGCAGAUGCCUGCGAGCUGAGUGCCCAGCCUAACGGGGGCUGUGAGUACCUGUGCCUUCCUGCUCCUCAGAUCUCCAGCCACUCUCCCCAGUACACAUGUGCCUGUCCUGACACAAUGUGGCUGGGCCCAGACAUGAAGAGGUGCUAUCGAGCACCUCAAUCUACCUCAACUACGACGUUAGCCUCUACCACGACGAGGACACUACCUGCCACCACAAGAGCCCCUGGGACCACCGUCCACAACCCCACCUACCAGAACCACAGCACAGAGACACCAAGCCUGGCAGCUGCAGUUCCAAGCUCAGUUAGUGUCCCCAGGGCUUCCAGCAUCAGCCCGUCUACCCCAGGCCCUGCAACCAGCAACCACUCCCAGCACUAUGGGAACGAAGGCAGUAAGAUGGGCUCAACAGUCACUGCUGCUGUCAUUGGGAUCGUUGUGCCCAUAGCGGUAAUAGCCCUGCUCUGCAUGAGUGGCUACCUGAUCUGGAGAAACUGGAAGCGGAAGAACACGAAAAGCAUGAAUUUUGACAACCCGGUAUACAGGAAAACAACAGAAGAAGAAGAUGAAGAUGAGCUCCAUAUAGGGAGGACUGCCCAGAUUGGCCAUGUCUACCCUGCACGAGUGGCAUUAAGCCUUGAAGAUGAUGGACUACCCUGAGGAUGAAACCACCCCUUUCGUGCCUCAUGGAAUACAGUCCCACGCACUACACUCUGGAUAGUGUAUGACUGGAUGAAUGGGUUUCUAUAUAGGUCUGUGUGAGAGUGUGUGUGUGUGUGUAAUUUUUUUUAAUUUAUGUUGCGGAAAGGUAACCACAAAGUUAUGAUGAACUGCAAACAUCCAAAGGAUGUGGGAGUUUUUAUAUGUAUAAUGUUUUAUACACUUUUUAACUGGUUGCACUACCCAUGAGGAUUUCAUGGAAUGGCUACUGCUGAGUGACUAACAUGAUGUACAUAACCAAAUGGGGGCCGAUGGUACAGUACCCUACUCAUCAUUUUAAAACUAUAUUUACAGAGGAUGUUUGGUUUUGGGGGGCUUUUUUAGGUUUGGAGGAUUUUUUUUUUGUAAAUAAGAUGAUUAUGCUUUGUGGCUAUCCAUCAACAUAAGUAAAAAAAGAAAAACAUUUCAACUUCCUCCCCAUUUAGAUUAUUUAUUAACAUAUUUCAAAAAUAAGAUUAGUUCUAUAAAUAAUUUAGAGAAGUGAGAGUAUUUAUUUUUGGUCUGAUUGGCCUACCACACGGAUGCUGUGUGUGUAUAUGUGUGUGUUUAUACAUGUAUGUGUGUGAGAGAGAGAAAUCUGUAGAAAAGAGGCACACCUAUGGCUAUUGUUCAGAUACAUAAAGAUACAUUUAUUUUAAAGCACUCCACAAGAAGGAUCUCCACAGUUUUCAGAAAAGCCUCUGCAAUGUGACUCAGAAAACAGAAAACAUGGUUUAUGCAAACACAUAGUGGAAGAGGCAGAUCUUUUCACCUCUGACUAUUCCUGAGACCCCAGUAAGUCAAGAAAAGUCUUUCAGUUCACCCAUGGCUGCUGUGACUCCCACCUGGGCUUUCUUGUCUGUAGCUAAGGUCAGAGUACAGACACUGCACAGUGCCAGAGUUCUCAUGAGCUCAAGACAGAACAUGCCUACACCUCAGCGACUCCUUUUUUUAAAGUUCAGCUCUUUGAGUAACUUCUUCAAUUUCUUUCAGGACACUUGGGUUGAAUUCAGUAAGUUUCCUCUGAAGCACCCUGAAAGGUGCCAUCCUUACUUACAGAGCUAAGUGGAGACGUUUCCAGAACAGCCCAAGUUUACUAUAGAGACUGGCCCAGGCACUGAACCUCUGAGACAUGCUGUGGAUGAGGAUAAGGAUGAUGGAAUAGGUUUUAUUGCAUCUCUUCUUUCUCCACCCACCCCCCCCCUUACUCUACCAUUUCCUUUAGGUGGAGAAAAUACUUUAAUGUAAUAAGGAGGUUUCUUACCAUCAUAUGAUCAUAUAGAGGAAACUAAUUUUUGGCUUAAUUCAGAAAAACUGCCCAAACCUGAAGUCAUAUCUGAGGGUGGAAAUGGCAUAUGCAAUAUUAUAGCCUAUUGGAUAUAUAUGUUCACACAGGAAUUUGGCUUACUGCUUUGUAAAUAAACGGAAAAACUCUAGGUAUAUGUAUAGAUGUUUUCAUUAUAGACACCUUAUUUGCUUUUCCUGGGCCUUGGGGGAGGUGGGGCGAAGUGCUGUUUUCUAUUUGUGGGGUCUCCCAUUGGAGACCUAAUCCUGCAGUCCCAGAAGGAAUGUCGUCCUCACUGGCUUUCUCAUCCAAAGUAUGGUAUUUUCUUAACUCUGCUGUUCUGCCACUUCACUCCCACUAGACAACCAGGGACCAGUUGCAGCAAGGAAGUAUUUGGCUUAAGUAGGAGCAGAGAACAUGUAUGCGAUUAUACCUGGAACUUGAUGCACUUAUGCAAAAUACCUCCCCACCCCCACUGCCCAGAUGCCCUCAACUCAGUGAAGCUUGGAUGUCUCAUCAGCUUGAUACCCUGUGAAUUUCCAGGCUGCCAUUGUGGAGUUCUAUCAUCCUGUUCCCAGAACCUUCCUCAACGUUAUUCCUGGUCUCACCUCUAAGAAAAUAACUGUAUUCUGCAGCGUGGGCACUAUGUUUUGCAUAAGCCAGCAAUUUCCUCAUGAUAUGCAUGCGUUGACAGUCCCAAAACAUUCAUUGAGAGGGUAAAUGAAGUUGACCUAUAAUGACCAAUACCAAACAGGAUUUCAAAAACAGGUGGCCAACUCCUGUGGAGCUUAAUUACUUACUACUAUUCUUUCAAGAAUGGAAAGUAAAAUUAUUUUUGACUGAAGAAAAAUGACCGUGAAAAACACUGAAAUUUACACAAAACAGGUGACUUUCUGUAACCUUCCUCCAAAGAAACUGAAUUUCCCAGGGAAUUAAAUAAUAACGACUAACGUACAGUUUCUUAAGUUUUAGUCAGAUCCUGGCAUUUACAGAAAAAUGAAUGGGAUCUGGACAUGCAGCCUGAAAUCUCAAAACGAUGAUGAAAUCCACAACUUUCUCAGAGACAUCAUGUUUCCUGAAUAUGCUACAAUGGCAGUUUGAAAAAGGCAGCCAUGGGAGCAACCUACAAGAAACAAAUUGUGAAAUAUUCAUGUGUUGGAUGGCCAUAAAUAAGAUGAAAUCUGAGGAAUCAGAUCCAUCGUCCCCCUAUUCAUGGAGCUUUGAGCCUCCUUUUGUGGUUUAGUUACACUUCUGUUGCCUUUUGCUCCCUCUGCAUGUGUACCUAUGGCCAGUAACAGAUCACAGAGUCUCUGGACUACAGAGCUGGAAGGAAGCUCAGAUAAUGCCAAGAGAGCAGGAAAAUGUAUCAGAAGCAGUUCCAAGUUCAUUUCCCCCCUUUCCUUCUCCAGACUACUUUGGGCGGCCAGAACAUUGUAUCAAACCUGCUACCUAUCUGAUGGCCUAUCUUUCCAGUGGAAUUAUAAAAGCACUGGCUGAAAUGGCCUUCCAGAAACAGGGAAAACUAAAAAUUUAUUUAUUUACUCUCGAUAGCAUGAUUAUUUAUAAAACAGACUGAAGUAACCUGUAACCUCAACUGGCAAAAAGAAUGAGAUCAGAUUGAAAUUUAUGGCAAUAAGUAUGACUGAUCCCUCUACAUGACUGCAGUAUAUUCAUUCACUAAAAUCAAACACUAGGUACCAAAUUAUGUGCCUGGCACUGCAGACGUAAAGAUCAAGCAAACAUUUUAUCCUUACAGAGCUCACAGUAGCAGUAGAGGAAGAUGUAAGUGCAAAAACAGAGGAAUAGAUUCUGUUUGGAGCAUGGUUAGGGUACAAAGGAGAAAGGGGUCAUUUUACCUGAGAAUAUGAGGAAUGAAGUCAUCAUAGAAGUGACCUUAAGCUAAGUCUUAAAAAUUAAGUGUACUAGCUUCUUCAAGCAGAGAAAACACUGAGCUAAGACAAAAAGGCUUGAAACAGCAUGGGGACUUUAAGGAACUGUGUGUAGUUCAUUAUAACAGGAACAAAAGAUUCAACAGGGACUUAGCAAGAAAUUAGGCCGGAUGGAAGGACAGGUUCAAUGUAAGCACUUUAUAAAAUACUUAUAUUACUUUUUGAUUCAACUAAGCAAGUAUUUCUUGGUCACUGUGUACAGGGCACUAAGUGCAUCAUGGAAAAUUCAUCAGGAUGCAUUGCCAGCACUUUGCAGACAGUACAUUAUUCAGCCUCAAGCUUUCCGGUGGCCAAAGGGAAAUGUUGACAACUCAUAUAUUUGAGUCAAAGAUUUUUUUAUGGUCAAUGAAAACUAAUAUAAGAGCAGUGGGAUUUUCACAGAAGCAUGCCAUGUUGCCAUGUCUUAGAUUUUCUCAACUGUGAGAAAGAAAACUGGAAAAUUUGAAGAUGUGGAUCUGGAAGGGAUGUCUUGAUCGCUGUCCAGUCAGACACUGGUGGGAAUGGGGAAAGAGCACUGGAAUGCAAGCAUCUGCACCCCACCCCAAACUCCAGCCAUACACUCAUGUCACAGAUUAUAAAUGAGUUAGCAUCAGAAGUUUCAGAGGAAAUUUCCUUUCCCACAAAUGCUUGAAAACAGUGUUAGAGUCUUCUUACACGGUAUUUUUAGGGUAUUGGAGAUUUUCAGGAUAUGGAAAAUAUAGGAGGUGGAAGAAUUACAGCUUCAAUUUUUCAGUUAAUAUUUAAAAAAUCAGGAAGCUCUGUUCAUUCAGGCUAUGCACCAUGUGCACAGUCAAGAGUCAACAGAAACCCUCUGCAUUUACACUUUGUGCUAUAAAAAGUAAUUUUUAAAAAGCCACCUGUAUAUAUAUAUGUAUAUAUAUGUGUAUAUAUAUAUAUAUAUAUAUACAUAUAUAUAUAUACACACAUAUAUUUAAAGAUAAGGUUUUGAUACUUUUUUUACAAAAACUCCAAAUACUUGUACAAACCAUGUAUGUUUAAAAUAGCAUUUUGUUCUACAGAAACUUGCUAAUUUUAGGGUAAAGUGCUGGUUUGCAAACACCUAUCACAUUGUACCCAAGUGGACUUUCCUUGUUUGUCUUCCCCCACCAGACCCCAAAUUAUGGUAUUGAUGUAACAAUUAGGCGUGUUAGAAUGGUGCGUCACACUAACGAUUCUGCUCUGUCUUGUCACUUCAAGUUCCCUUAGCUUCUGUACUCAGUGUCCUCUGCAGUCUGGCUUAUCUUCCAGAGGCAAAGGCACUGAGGGUGGUGUGCUGCGUCUCACUAGCUGUACUGACAUCAUCUUGGUGAAUUGAAAACCAAAUGUGGACAUUUGUAAAAUCAGUGCACUGUUUCUAGAGAUUAAAUUCAUUUUUUUAAACCUGGAA